Juglans microcarpa x Juglans regia is the source of this 1731-nucleotide messenger RNA. RefSeq names its product trihelix transcription factor GT-1-like. The coding region runs from base 311 to 931 and encodes 206 amino acids. The transcript has 3 exons. Lineage: Eukaryota; Viridiplantae; Streptophyta; Magnoliopsida; Fagales; Juglandaceae. The record is from RefSeq and is a predicted model, not a curated record.
AUUCUCUCUAAUUAUACACAAAGCUUGAACUUCACGCUCUCUCUAUCUCUCUCUCUCCUUCCUGUGUUUUUCACAACUCAGACAGAAAUUACACGCUCCUUCAAAGUUACUGUUACGUCUCCAUAAAGUGAAACCAAAUAUCGAAGAAAGCAAUCAAAAGUUUCAAACCAGCUCCAGUCCCCACAAAUGAGUUUAUUCUCACUCCAACUUCCGCCCACCAAAAUCCCCAUCUCUUUUUAGACGUAAGCCACGUCUCUCUCUCUCUCUCUCUCUCUCUCUCUCUCAGACGAAGACACAAACACCGACCACCAUGUACCUGUCCGAGAAGCCCCGUCCCAUCGAUUUCUACAAGGAGGAAAGCACUCGCGACAUGAUGAUCGAGGUCGUCGCGAAUGGCGACCUCCCACCUCACCACCACCCUCACCCCCACCACCAGCAGAUUAUCCUUGGCGAUAGCAGCGGCGGCGACGAGGACCACGAGGUCGAGGUCAAGGCCCCCAAGAAGCGCGCCGAGACCUGGGUCCAGGACGAGACCCGUAGCCUAAUCGCUCUUCGCCGAGAGAUGGACGGGUUGUUUAAUACCUCUAAGUCUAACAAGCAUUUAUGGGAGCAGAUUUCCUCGAAGAUGAGGGAAAAGGGUUUCGAUCGUUCCCCAACAAUGUGCACCGAUAAGUGGAGGAACUUGCUUAAGGAAUUCAAGAAGGCUAAGCAUCAAGAUAGGGGGAGUGGGUCGGCCAAGAUGUCGUAUUACAAGGAAAUUGAGGAGAUUUUGAGAGAGAGAAGUAAGAAUGCGCAGUACAAGAGCCCCACGCCGCCUAAAGUUGAUACCUAUAUGCAAUUCUCGGAUAAAGGGAUUGAGGAUGCCAGCAUUUCUUUUGGACCUGUGGAAGAGAACUGGAGUAUCCUUUUCGAGGGAAGUAAAGCAAGUUGAGAAAUGUUAGUGAAGAGGACAACAGAUAUGGGCAGAAAUGAUUUAUUGGGGGUGUCACUAUGGAAGCCUUUUAUAGACUUGUGCAGUUUGUGAGUAAGACAUGAUCUCUGUAUAGGAUAUAGCAGUGCAAUGCCAACCCAUGGUACACUGUAUUUUAUGUCUCCGUUGUCUAUCCUCUGCAAAUACUGAACAAUUUUGCUAAAACAUUUAUUAGAGCAUACUUAGAAAUGUAUUUAUGAAAGAUCUCUUGGUUCUUUUCUCUCUUUUGGGAACAUCCUAUUACACAAUAAACUUAGUGUUAAAGGAAACGAAGAAGAAUCAUAAAAAAAAUUGCAUUAAUUGCGCCUACCAUGGACUAGGCUAACUAGGGGAAUGGAGGUUGCAAGUGAGUAGAUAUUUUAAUCCUCUCUUUGCAUAUGUUUUUUUGGCCUAUUCCACUUCAGUAAUCCAAAAAACAGUCCAUGAAGGUCCAUAGAGAGGAAACUGGGUUGAGAACUCUCGUGCAUUUUUCGGAGUUUCACCUUGUCUUUUGAUAAUUCCCUAUUUAUAUCAUGUGUGGAUCAUGCAAGCUGAGACCUGAAGAAUUUGAAUCAAGGCAGUCAUCUGAAUUAUCUGUAUCUCUGGUUCAUGUGUUAGAUUCUGUUCGGACAAUCUUGUUUCUGUGCGUCCUUAUCAAUAUUUGUACCCCAUAACUAAGGUUUCUUUAUUAACUUUGAUAAAUUCAUUUGUAUUUUAUUCUUUUUCCUGUUAUGGAACUUUUAUAUCUUGUGAUUCCUUAAUCUUGUUAACUGUUUAUCUCA